AUGCCAAAACUCACUCUCUAUCGCACAAACGGUGCCUGUUCCUUAAUCCCCCACUCCAUCCUCAAUCACUACAAAAUUCCAUUCAUCCCAAUCCGCCUCAAACCCGGUCCAAACGGCUACGAAGCUGCAGAUGGUAGUUUCACCAACGCAGAGUACCGUUCCAUCCACCCGAGAGGCUACGUCCCCGCCCUAGCCGUCAACGACCAUAUCAUCACUGAAAUGCCGGCUAUUCUGAGCUUCAUAUCCUCGCUCAUCCCAGGCAAACGUCUUAUGAGCAGUACACCAUUUGAGAAUGCCAAAGUUAUGGAGUGGCUGGUCUUUCUAUCGGGUACACUGCACGGUCUUGGAUACGGUGCUUUUUUGAGACCGGGACGAUUCAGCGAUAAUGAGAAAGGGUAUGAGGGGAUUAAGGAUAAGGGGAGGAAGGUCAUCGAGGAGUCAUUCAGGAGGAUUGACAAUGGGUAUAAAGGGAGAGAGUUCAUUGUUGGGAAGGGCUUGACGGUUGUGGAUUUUAAUGUCUAUGUUUUUGCGAGGUGGGCGCAUGAGGCUGGCAUUGACAUGAAAGACUAUCCUUCCUGUCAUGAGCACUUGAGAAAGAUCGAGAAGCUGGAUGGUGUAAGGAAGGCACUUGAAGCAGAAGAACUAGAGCUCGCCUUUCCCUAA
This is a messenger RNA of Fusarium coffeatum, 663 nucleotides long. RefSeq lists its product as uncharacterized. Bases 1 to 663 code for a protein of 220 amino acids. NCBI's taxonomy places the organism in Eukaryota, Fungi, Ascomycota, Sordariomycetes, Hypocreales, Nectriaceae. The record is from RefSeq and is a predicted model, not a curated record. The transcript has a single exon.